Morone saxatilis (striped sea-bass) is the source of this 2751-nucleotide messenger RNA. Its product is annotated as C2 domain-containing protein 2. The record is from RefSeq and is a predicted model, not a curated record. Lineage: Eukaryota; Metazoa; Chordata; Actinopteri; Moronidae. The transcript has 14 exons. Bases 599 to 2515 code for a protein of 638 amino acids.
UUGUGGGAGUUACAGUUUGUGCCACAUAUCCGUUUCCAGACGGCAACUUUCUACAGUCAGACUGCAAACUGAGUCCAGCGGCAGGGACCGUACCAUCGCGCUCAGGAUGUGUUCCCGGGACUCUUUUUCAGCAUCUGGAUAUCGUCUGGCGGAGCGGAACCGUAGACUCUGGAAAUAAUUCCCAUGUGGGGAACUUUGGCGGUUUGUAGCUAAUGAAGAAUAGCUAGUUAAACGAGUCGUGGCGAAGAUUAGCUAACUGAGCUAACAACCGUAUUCAUUGAGAGCAGGAGAGUGCGCUUUCUGCAUGUUUAUUUAAAGCCAGAAGCUACCUUUAGUCCUUUGACAAUGCUGUAGGUCUGUAACCGGUUGGUGUAAUCUGAGACCUCUGUAUGGCUUCUAAAAGCUGCUACGGAGCACUGCAACAUGGGUACCAAUAAGCACAGCUCGUUUCGGGGGUUGAGGUCGGUGCUGGUAGCAGUUGCAGGAGAUUGCUUUCAUUGAUUUGGCCGCUCCUUCGCCAAAUACAUGCUAUGAGGUUGCCAGGAAAUUUCCCAGAGGAGGUGUGUUAAGCUGUGAUCAUCGUUUUCAUUUGCAAAGAAUGUCCGACUUGGAAAGUUCCGGUUCAUAUUUUGGUUCGGAGGAUCCGCAGUGGCUAUGCAUGGUCACACUUUUCAUCGCGUCCCUGGUCACUUUAAUACUGUACUUCGUGCAGUAUUUCCAACAUAAGUGUGUAGGAAAUAAGCAGAGAGCAGCAGAGGACAAUGCGGCGAAGGAGGAAGCCGCCUCUCUGCUGGGAUGGGCGCUGUCACUGAAUAGCUGGAAAAGUCAGUGGAGAGGAGCUUGGUGCAGGGCUUUGAAUGACGAAUCAAGGAAGCGUGGGGGUCCUGUUCUGUUGACAUUUGGAGAGGAUGAUCUUGAGGCAACAGAGCUCAUGGUCAGCCAAGUGUCCAGCUUUCAGAAGUCUGCCAGAAACAAGGCCGCUUCCUGCAGUGUGGUUGGGGAGAAGCUUCAGUUCUCUGUCAGUGCAGUAUCGACAGCCAUGGCUACAGCACUUCCUUGUAAAUACAAAGUCUGUAUAACUCCACUGGAGCUGCAGCUUGAUCUACAGAUGCAAGAAGCUAAUGAUAAGGUCAAGUUGAGCUGGGGAGUGUCUCAGCUGGAGACAGGGGAGCUGCAGGUGACACCUACUUCCACCCAGGACAAUCCCAGCUCUCCCAGUGUAGCAGCCAUAACGGAGCAGCUGAGGCAGCUAUUAUGUGCAACGCGUCCCUCGGUGCUGCUGAGCUGCAGGCCUGCUCAGGCCUCAGAGGUCAAGGAAGCCCACAACAAUGUGGUUUCCCCCCCAAAACCCCCCCGUGCCCACGACUGGAAGCUGCUGGUGAAGAACAUCCGGGUCACACUGAAUCAGGAGGAAGAUGCUGCAGGCAGCACCAAUCCUCUGUGUGUACUGCAGUUAGAUGAUCCUCCACAGAGGUUUAACACCUCUGUUUUGAAGAACACAACCAAUCCUGCCUGGGACCAGCCAUUUAUUUUUGAAUUGAAUGGACUUUCAAAAGAGCUCAAUAUUCAGUUGAUGAAUGAUGGACAACCACAAGAGAAUUCCUUACUUGGUCAGGUGUCAGUGCCUUUUGAUCUCGUAAAGAAGCAACCCAAAGGACAGCAAACAUUUGCACUCAUGACCAAAGACGGAGUGACUGGAUCACUUACUACUGACUUUACCUACCUGGAGCCCAGUGAGGUGAGGUCCUGGCACCCUCCAACCCCAGCCUCCAGUAAGAGGGUGGAGAUGGACCGUACAGUCAUGCCCUGUGGCACGGUGGUCACCACCAUCACCGCGGUGAAGAGCAAGCCGGGCCGACCACUCCCUGUUGGACUCAACAUAGAUCCUGCCCAGAAAGCGGUGGCCAACAAGCCCAAGCUGUCAGAGCGCCGUGUUUCAGAGCAGGCGUCUAUGCUAGGGGCCACAGUCAGCAAGGCCCUGUCCUCUUCUGACACCGAGCUGCUGAUGCUCAAUGGCACGGACCCGGUGGCCGAGGCCGCCAUCAGACAACUCCACCAGUCUGCCAAGCAGAAGCUCAAGUCCCCAGUGAAGAAGAGUACCAUCAUCAUCUCUGGCAUCGCUAAAACACCCUUGUCUCAGGAUGAUGAGCUAGCUCUGAUGGCGGGCUACGCCGCAGCGAUGGACGCCUCCAUGUCAGAGGGCAGCUCUACUCAGGAUGUGACCAUGGCGAUAGCAUCAGGGACCAGUAGCCCUCCAGAGGAAUCGGAGCCCCAGGAAGGCCCCAGUGGAAUAGGCCGGCCUCCAGAGGACUGGGAGAGCCAGACCGGAGAGGAACUAGACCAUACGUCGCUAUCCAUGUGUGUGUCUGAGGCGAGCUGCAAGAAGAGCAGAGAGGAAAGCAGUGCUAAGCACACAUUAUGUCCAGAUGAGCAGCUUCCUUCAGAAGAGUGCCAAGCUCUUCUUCCGGCGGCGUCACCAGCGCAAGGACCCGGGGAUGAGCCAGUCGCACAAUGACCUGGUUUACCUGGAGUCUCCAGCUGCAGUGGAGCGGGCGAGCCGAACAGCCACGCUUAGCCGUAUGCUCAACCGCAAGAGCAAGAAUAAGAGCAAAGCCAACGGCUCUACCUCCAUGGGGGAGCCACAUGCGUGACCCCUCUCUCCUCUGUCACCUCAGUCCCUCCUACAACAACUACCAUCACCACCUUCACCUCAAAGUUGCACUGGCAAACUUCCUGGCUAACACCCCCCGC